Durio zibethinus is the source of this 1329-nucleotide messenger RNA. RefSeq lists its product as uncharacterized. The record is from RefSeq and is a predicted model, not a curated record. Gene Ontology annotation, cellular component: mitochondrion. Lineage: Eukaryota; Viridiplantae; Streptophyta; Magnoliopsida; Malvales; Malvaceae. Gene Ontology annotation, molecular function: zinc ion binding.
UAAUUUUACGAUCAUUUUCUCUACUUAAUUUUAGUUCGUUCAAUUUUCGACGCAAUCUGUUUCUUGUCUUCCUGAUCCCAGUCCUUUUGUUUCUUUGAGCUUGAAAAUUCGUUUUUUUUUUCUAAAUUUUAAAAUUGGGGUUGGGGAGUAACUCUUGUUGCUUGAUUUGUCUAGAGUUUGUGUGUAAUAGGAGAUUGAUUUCUUCAUCAAUAAAUGAUUAGUAAUUUAAGUUGGUCAAAUUAAGCUGGAAAGGGAGUGAUUAUAGUUGAAUUACCUGCUUUGAUGUCGGUUAGGACCUAAAAUUAUGAUUGUUUGAUACGUUUAUGGUUGCAUUGAGUUGAUGUGAUCAUGGCCUCUGUCUUUGUUCAUAGCAGAAAAUCCAUUGAAUUAUGAAAUUUUAGCUUUUAUUAUUGGGUAUUUUGAACGUUUCUAGAUAAUUGUUGGUAGUUUUUUUGGAGGUUCUUUCUUGGUCGUGCUAGUUUUCCAUUAACAGUAACUUUGCAAUCCACUUGAUACUGGGAAGUGUGCUUGGCAUUCGCAUACUUUGAACAAAGCUUGGGGUUUCCACUUUUUACUAUUUCUCAUGAAUGCUUUUUAUUCGAAGUGACAGGGCCAUACCUUCUUCAAAUAUUGAUUUGCAUUAUGCUCAUUGCUCCCGUAAUCUAGAAAAAUGUAAAGUUUGUGGUGAUAUGGUUCCAAAAAGGCAUGCUGAGGAACAUUUCUUAAACACCCAUGCUCCGGUGCCCUGUUCACUAUGCAGUGAGACAAUGGAACGCGACAUUCUAGCUAUCCAUAAAGGUGAAAAUUGCCCCCAGAGGAUUGUAACUUGUGAGUUUUGCGAGUUUCCGUUGCCUGCUAUUGAUCUGGCUGAGCAUCAGGAAGUAUGUGGGAAUCGGACAGAGCUGUGUCAUCUGUGUAACAGAUACAUUAGAUUGAGAGAAAGAUAUAACCAUGAAAGUAGGUGUACUGGUAUUGCAGAAAACAAUGUGGGAUCUUCCAGGGAUGUGAGGGCAACUGAAAGGGAGCAAGAUGCUCAGAGAAGGCGACCACCUGAAUAUUCACGGAGACGAGUGCUAGUCACCAUUGCAAUAACCGGCAUUGCUGUUCUGUUAGGAUCACUUUUUUUCCAAAAGAAGACAGACCAGUCGGGUGCAUUAGCAUAGUAGAGGAUACACACACUGGGCUUAUGUAAAUCAGCUUGAGAGCUACUUAUUCCAUUUCUGUAUCUUAAAUUAUUCUAGGGCAUAUACUAUUGUUGCUGUAUCAAACUGAAUUCAGAUUGUUAUAAUACAGAGUCCUGUGCAAUCUUGUUUCUUGGCUUAUUAAUUA